Penaeus monodon (black tiger shrimp) is the source of this 3246-nucleotide messenger RNA. Its product is annotated as myb-binding protein 1A-like protein. Gene Ontology annotation, molecular function: RNA binding; sequence-specific DNA binding; transcription factor binding. NCBI's taxonomy places the organism in Eukaryota, Metazoa, Arthropoda, Malacostraca, Decapoda, Penaeidae. Gene Ontology annotation, cellular component: nucleolus. The record is from RefSeq and is a predicted model, not a curated record. Gene Ontology annotation, biological process: regulation of DNA-templated transcription.
GCGUAGUCUUGCCUUGACGCAGCAUGGCGAGGGAAGACACGCGUGAAAGAAGACGAAAAACUUAACUACGAUGCAGCUUAUCAGACUUCCUGAUGAAUUACGACAUGCCAUCUUGGCUCUUACGUCCCCCUUGACUAAGGAACAGUCCAAGGGCGCGGUGGUGAUUAUGAAGCAUGUCGAGGCCGAACUUCAGGGUUUUUCGGGUAAAGAUCUCCCAGAGAAUGUGAAAAAAAUCAUUCAGGCACUUGUAUGCAAAUUAACAUCCAAUAAGAAAGAAGGCAUAUCCACUGGCCUUCAUACAAUCCUGAAACAGAAAGACCAGACAGUAGAGUUCACUUACACAACUCUAAAGACGGAAUUCGAUGGCAAAGUUACUAGAGAUGAUGAAUUAUAUGAUGUGCUGGUCUCAGAAAUCUUGGGAUACAGUGCUUUGGUACGGUCAGGACACCUUGGGAAACAUCCAGAAGUACUUAAAGACACUGUUGUGAGAUUGCUAGCCAUCAAAGAAGGGGGAGAGGCUAUUGACAUCAUGAGAACAACAUUGGUCAUGGAUAUUUUGGAAAGAUAUAGUGAUUCUCCAGUACAUGAUAUGGCAUUGGAACAAUUAAAGACUCUUGCUAAUGUGCCUAUGAAGAAAAUAAGGCCGUGUUUGUUGUGGAUCCGCUUAGUCUUAAUGAAGAAAUGUUCAGAUAUGCCUGACUGGCUCUCUUCUACACUUGAUGCCAGCAACUAUACAGCUCUUGGUGAAGUGCUCAAGACAUGUAAGGCAUUGCUUCCAAAAGUACAUCCAUUAAUAGAAGAGUUAGCCAGUGCCCUUGCAAGAAGUGGCACCAACACCAAGUUCCCAUUGGGGGAGUUUUGGAGGACCAUCUUUUAUUCUCGUUUACAUUCCUUAUCCAGUGAAGAUUUACAGCUAGCUCUAAUUUUCCUCAAGAUUCUUAUACCCAAAUUAAAGAGAAAGUCUGAGGUAACAACAGUUUUAGGAGAAAAGGUGAUCACAUUCCUGCUCAGAAAUGCCAAUUCCAACAAAGUUUUGAAGGCGGCACUCCCAGACUUAAGCAGAGUACUUGAACAGUUGGUUCAGAAUCAUGAGGACGAGGAAGAGGAAGUCCAGUUGGCUGUUGUUGAGGCAUUGAUACUGCCUCCAGGCACUAUACAGUUUGAUUCACUGACUAAAACCAACAUGGUGCAGAGGACUAUUAAACAUUUGACAGCCUCAGAUGUCAAGAAACUUAGUAACUAUAUCACAAAGCGUAUAGUGGGGAAGGAUGACCAAGAAGGGAUGUUUGCUGAAGUCCUGGCUCUCUUAUUAAUGAAUCCAAAGAUAAAGGAAGACGUCCCCUGGAAGACAGAACAACUGAAAACGCUGAUUAAAGCAACUCUGGUGUCACAGAAAAAGAAGACCAGUUAUCUCAGAAAUACCCUGAUGCAGGGACUCUAUCAAGAAUUACAGAGGGCUCCAUCUGCUUUGGCAUUUUUGAAACCAAUGGUUGAUUUCACUCACAAGGAAAUAGAGGCUUGCACUGAAGACAAUGGAUUGAUCAGUCCACAGAGCAAAGAACUAUGGGAUAAUGUCAAGAAGAAAAUUGCCAUAUUAAAUUCUAAACAAGCAAAAUGGCCAAAAAAUAGUAAUCAGGUUCUGAAGGUGCUGUAUUAUGCCAUGACUUUCUACAUCAUGCAAGAUUUCAUUGGAGCAAGUAAGCUUCUGGAAAAGCUUGAUGAAUGCCUCGAUGUAGCACAGAAGCAGGGAUCUAAACAAGUCACAAAAGGAGAAUUGCCCUGGGUGGUCACAGCAACAGAGUUGAUCCUAAAUUAUGCUCCGAGUGACAGCACUUUCAUCAGGGCAGUUGCUCAAUCUGCUUUCAGGUUGAUUGUACAUGACCAGACAACAGAGACGGUAUCAAUGAUCAUUGAUGCAAUUGUGCCUGAGGGCAUGGAGGAACAAGAUAUUGAGUCAUCAGCAGCUGCUAAAGACAUGACUGCUAAGUUGCGCUUAGAACUGGCACUUGCACAAGGAGAUCAUGAGGAUAUUGAUUUAGAUGAAGCUCCAGAGGAAGAACUGGAAAAGCUGGACAUAGCAAUGUCUGCAAUUUUUGCAAAGUACCGUGGAACCCUGAGAGAUAUACAUUUGGAGUGUAGAGCCUACGACUUAUUGGAGGUGUACAUUGAGCAGCACCCAAGCAUGGGGUUCACUCUAGGCUUGGUAAGACCUCUUCUGGUGACUUUGAAUUCUCUAGCCACCACGAGUGAAAAGGGGGAGAAGAAGAAUGACACCAGGAUCAUGAGGUUAAGGAAACUGCUUGAUGUUUUAGGAGAAAUUCAGAGUUUUGAAAAAGUAGACAUGAAUAUUUUAGAAAUGUCUGAGGAACUUGAAACCUUUGUGACCAGCACCAUUGACUAUAAGUUUGCGCUUAGCAGACAUAUAGCAAAUUGCCACACACUGAUGAUUAGGUGCAGCUUGCAGAUAUUGGGAGAAACUGCACACCGGAGCAACCCAAUCAUAGAUUUAUUUUCGGAGCACUUAUUCUUCAUGCUAAACAAGAAAGAACCUGAAAAGAAAAUCCUAAUGUAUUCUGGAGCCUGCUCACUUGACUGGGGUGCCCUGUGGAAACUGAUGAAAGAUAUGAUGGACUUUGCAUUUGAGAAAAAUAACAAAUACUUUGGGAGGACAAAUGCUUUGUGUGUCCUCUCACUUCUGUUCAAAAAUAAAGCUCUCUUCAGUCGAGGCACUACUGCUGAAGCAAAGCAGCUAGGAGAAUCUGUGUCCCAGAGUCUUCUUGGAAUUCUCAAAAAGUUCAACCUUAGACAGCAAGCGCGUUUUGUGUCCCGCCUAUUUGAAUUUAUGAUUGUCCUGAGAGAGAAUCAUAGGGAUCCUGAUACUUCAGGAAUUAGAUGGGAGGAGAUCCUGGUUGCAGUAAGAGAUCUUGAUAAGGAAAUUCCAACUGCAAGUCGAUCACCACUGAGGGUCUAUUACAAAGAAUUGGUCAGGGCAUUGCACAGAGAUCCUAAUCAGCAGGCUGCAGACUCAGAAGGUGCAAAAGCACAAGCGUCUCAAAAGGGACAAAAGAAAUUCCUUGGCAAGAAGGGUAAAGUGAAGAGAAAACGAGCAAGCCAGAAAAAGAGGGCAAGGAGAUCAGAGGCGUAAAUAAUCUCUGACAAUAGUACUGUUUUUCUUUUUAAGAUAUAUGUUGCAUCAGGUCAGAAGCUCUAUGUAUGAUUAUAAUGAAGAAUUAUCUUUAACAGUGA